This is a messenger RNA of Aplysia californica (California sea hare), 1428 nucleotides long. RefSeq lists its product as uncharacterized. The record is from RefSeq and is a predicted model, not a curated record. Lineage: Eukaryota; Metazoa; Mollusca; Gastropoda; Aplysiida; Aplysiidae. Gene Ontology annotation, molecular function: nucleic acid binding. Bases 524 to 1177 code for a protein of 217 amino acids. The transcript has 6 exons.
ACUUGAAGGCAAUUUGGCAUGAAGCACAAUCCGAUGGCCCAAAGAGCGCUCAAAACAAUAGAUUAGCUAGUUUGCCAGGUUGUUCCGUCCUCGGGGGUAUUAUUAUAAUAUUAGACUCUAGAGUUGGCAAUUAGGCUCAGGCCUAGGCCCUAGAGUUGUAGAUCUUAAUCUUGGCUAAACACUUCCGCUUUCUCAUCGGGAAAUUCCGAUUUCCGAAGCAAGCGCGGUGACUAACGCUGUCGCUUAGCACAACCCCGCACAACUCCCUCCAGGCCAGGUGCAGGUUUUCCUCAUCACUCAUCGUCCACAGCCUGCUUGCCACAACGAAGUUGUAGAUCUUGACAGAUGGUCAGAGUGCGAUCUAAUUAUUUAGAUCUAGAAAAUUGGGGCUACAUCUACACCUUGCAUUUUCAACGUCUGGUGACACAGAGGGGAAAGAGUGGGCGCGGUGCCCAUCUUGAAAAUUGAACUUAGCCCAGCGGUGAGUCCAUAUAUUCAGAGACCUCUGCAACUUCAAAACAAGAUGCAACAAGAUGGAAAAUCAGAAUUACCCUACGGGUUUCAGGGAUUGGACAGUUUGUUAAAUGACACACAUGAUGAGGAUAUAGAGGAAAAGAGGCAGUAUGUGAUGCCGUCAUGCUACGGCCGCGGUGUCAAGAUGUGUGAGAUUCAAAUACCUUGUGUCCCACAAACUUGUCAUCACUUAGAUCAAAUGGAGAGUUUUUGCAGUGAAGAUUUGGCCCCCUUUAUCAGGCGGAGAGGGAAAGGACGGGGAGAUGCUUUGGGACUUGACUCAAGAGUUUCCAACGAGGAGAUGGUGUCUGGUGUUCGACCAGGAGGGCUUGCACAGAAGAAAGCAGACAAAAAGAUGGCUCCUUCAGCAAAUGGUGAGGGUGUCAGUGUGAGCUGGUCGGAGUCUGCACUCUGGAACGUCAAGCCUCCCCAUGUGAUAGAGAUGAGACAUUUCCCGUUGACCUUUGAACUGGAACUGUUGCAUGACUUGGUGUCUCCUUAUGGAAAAAUUCGACAGGUUGAGGAACAACAGCUGGAAGGGAAAACUUGUGUCAGAUUCAAGAUGUCAAGCAUUGAGGAGUGUCAGAUGAUAGAGGAGGAUUUUAAUGACUCAGACGUUCUUGGAACAGGAAACAAAAUCAGCUGUUCCCAUGUUGAUUCUUGAAGAUCUUGAAAGAUGGAGAGCACAACUUUGCUGGCAGCUAUUACCAAGAUGGCUACUGACCACUCUUCCUGUGCAGCGUGUUACCCACAGUGUAAGAAUAUUGGUGGACGGCAAACCUGUCUGAAGUAUCCAAGUCUUACUGAAGUGUCCAGUCGUACAGUUCUAAACAUACCUCCUGUGUAUGGUACAUCAGUAUAGCCCCUGGGCCCUUUCUAUGAGAUUAAUUGUACAGUAAACUUUGCUAAAGUUGA